UUACAGGAAUAGAUAAACGUGGGCGCUAGGCGCCAUCGCGUCUUACAACUGGUGAAAGAUUACAUUUUUUAUCCUAGUGUGCUUAAUAUUUUUGUGCUAACACCAUAUGUGAAGGAGUUUUGGCGCUUGAGCCCCAAAUAUGAAGUGCAUGCAUACACACAGCUGCGUGUAUUUUACGAGAUAAGUGAUGACCGUCGUGUGUAGCAGAUUUUUCCCCUCUGUGUACUUGGCAAAUUAAAGUGAUCUCCAGGACAUUGGUCGCAUCAGAGGGUUAUGUCUGUAGACCUGAGCAACAGGGAAGAAUCGAGCACUUCAGAAGACCAAGACAGCAGUGGACUACAAGAUCUAAAAUGUUUGGAAUGUGGCCAGUCAUGUCUCUCCAUAAAGGGCUUGAUUUCACAUUAUAAAGCCCAUAAUUCCAAGGCUACCUGCCACAUCUGUAAGGUGACUUUCCAACGAGUGACAUCACUCCUCACACACCUGCUUAAUGUGCACUUGCCACCAAACUGCUACAUUUGUUAUCAGCGUUUCAGUAAUGCUUGGGAGUUGAACAAGCAUAGUGAGUCGCAUUGCCUGGAUUCUAUGUCAUUUGAAGAAACUGCCUCUUCCUUUGCAACAUCCAUCCACGCUCCAAACCCUCUUAUUCCAAUUAAAGGUCACAGAGCAACUGGAGCUUAUCCCAGCGAUCACUGGGUGAGAGAGGGGGUACACCCUGAACAGGCAGCCAGUCUUUCCCAGGGCACAGUCAGUUAUCCAACCAUCCAUUUUCAAAACCCACCUAUUCCAGUUAAAGGAGGCGGGGUACACUCUGGACAGGCCACCAUUCAACCAAAGAGUGCAAUCGGCUAUCCAUCCAUCCUUUUUCUGUUCCCAGUUGUUCCAGUUAAAGGUCAGGGAGGGGCUGGAGCCUGUCCCAGUGAUCAAUGUGCAAGAGGUGAGGUACUCCCUGGACAGCCCACCAUUCUAUCUUAGGGCACAGUCAGUUAUCUAUCCAUCCAUCCAUAUGCAAAACUGGCCAACUCUAGAUAAAAGAAGUGGGGUACUUCCUGGACAGGUCACCAGUCUGUCGCAUGGCACAAUUAGUUAUCCAUCUAUUCUUUUGCAAAACUCACAUAUUCCAGAUAAAGGAAGUGGGGUACACCCUGAACAGGCAACCAGUAAAUCGCAGGGUGCAAUCACUUAUUCAAAUGUUGAUGACAGUUGUCUUGCAAACACCUCUGAGAACUCAACUAAUGAGCUGACUGAGUGUAAAAUGGCCUCAGACAGUCUCCAGAAAGAUUCCCCACCAAAUAGUUGUUUCUCAUAUAUAGCUAAAGACCACUCAUACUGUAUCCCAUUUGACAGACAGAGCCAGCUGGCAUCUGCCAUUCCACAGUGCACUGAUACAGAGACACUCGAGACAACUGAAAACACUAUAGAGUACAUAGUGGGUGAAAAUGAAGAUGGUUACAUGGAAACUGAUGAUGAGAAUUCAACAAACUCCGAAACUGAAGAUUCACAAUCGCAUGGUAGCUCAACUGACACUGGGAGUGAGUCUUUCAACUGUUCAUCCUCUGGUAGAGCCCCUGUUACAUCAAAAAAGGAUUUUUUACAGUGCUCCGUAUGUCAGAAUAUCUUUGUUACAAUGGAGUCACUUCGCCAGCACUACACACGUUUGUACUCCUGCACCACCUGUGGCCAGCUUUUCUCUCACUGGAAAAGUUUGAAAUUUCACCUUUGUGCUCAGAACAGCGCUGCAAAAGCUUGUAACAUUUGUGCGGAAUCAGUCCUCAAUUCGUGUGUCAUAUGUAAUGCCUUUUUUGUGUCUGAGGACACAUUGCUGAGCCACAUUAAAAGCACUCACAGUUCAGUGGUCCAUAAUAAGUUAGGCGCUGAGACCAAAGCACUUGCUGUCAAGUUGAGCUUACCAACAGUCUCUGGAACCAUGGCACAUGUAGUCACGAGUAGCCCUGAACAUGUGUUAGGUUCCUGUAACACUUCGAUACCAGGCACUUCCAGCGCUGCUGCCCACCUCAGUAAUGGAAAUCCCCUGAUCAGUAAAAGCUACUUUGGCUCCUUACCUACAAUUGUGACAUCGAGUGUGUUACCUCCUUCACCAUCCUCCUCUUGCCCAAGCUUGGAUCCUGGGGCAUCAAAAGUAGUUAACAGGUGUCCAAACAACACUGUCCCAUCUACUGUUUCUCAUGUUGUCCUCCAGCAGAGCAAAAACCAUCACAUGACUGGCUUGACAAAUGGUCAACCCAAAAUACUGCCCAUUUCAAAGAUACAGACUCAGGUGCUGGAGAUGUGCCAGAUGAGGAUGAAACCUCUGUGCAACGGUUCGACUGCAGCAUUUAGUAAAGAUGAUGCUGUAGCUCAUCAGACUAGUCAGCCUCCUGGUCUUACGUCCAUCCCAGCCGGCGCCACGAACAAGACGUCAGCCUCUGCCACUGCUCAGCCAGUCUACUCAUCAGCGCCCCCCUUGACUAUUCUAGCCAUGUUUAAGAAUAACAGUCAGGAGGCGGCUUUGCUGAAGCGUAUGAACACAAACUGGCGUUCUAAGGUCGCUUACCCUUGCAGGCACUGUGGCGCCGUUUCACGACAGCCCUCUCUCAACAUCACCCACCGCUACCUCCACCGAGGCCGCCGCUCACACCAGUGUCAGUGUGGCCGAGCCUUUAAGCACCAGCUGCACCUUCUACGACACUGGGUUCAACACGCAGAGGCUGCGAGCUACAUCUGCGUCAACUGUGGGCACACCUUCACAGGUGCGAAACUCUUAGCCGGGCACAUAAUGGGCAACACAAGGAAAGCUAAAUGUAGGUGGAAAUACAGACUGAGGACAAGGUGCAGAACGCCCUUUUCAUGUGACUGUGGGCAGCUCUUCGUUAGAGCUUCUGCUUACAUAUGGCACCAGCUUAAAAACAGGACAAAAGUCAAACGGUCGACAAAACAUUUGAAACAAUGAGUGGAUGUAUUUCUGUUUUACUUGUGGUUGUCACAUUUUAAAGUUACAGUGUGUAGGAUUUAGGGGUGUUUGUGAGCAUAAAUGGAAUAUAGCAUUCAUUGGUCAAUAAUGAAUGUUUUUUUUAUUUUUUUCCACAAGCUUAGAUUGAGCCCUGCAUGGGAGUGGACCCCCUCAUGGAGGCUUCCAUAUUGAUACAGUAGCUCAAAAGGGCUGGAAGACUGAAGGAAGAAAAAACAAAAAAGGUUAACAAGUUUGACAAACUCCAAUUUUGUGAAAUGAUGGAUCAUACAUAUUGCUUAUCACAAGAGAAGGCAAGGAAGUAUGAAUCCCUUUAACCAAAGAGAAAAUGUGAAGGGAAUCAAAAUCAUGGGCUGCAACAGCUUAAUGCAAUCUGCAACCUCACUGUUAGAUGGCACUAAAUCCUACAUGCUGUAGUUUUAAGUAUUGAUGAACAGCUAAUUGAGCAA
Molecule: messenger RNA, 3414 nt
Organism: Thalassophryne amazonica
Lineage: Eukaryota; Metazoa; Chordata; Actinopteri; Batrachoidiformes; Batrachoididae
Product: zinc finger protein 585B
Exons: 2
Coding region: 1004-2947 (647 amino acids)
Biological process (GO): regulation of DNA-templated transcription
Molecular function (GO): RNA polymerase II cis-regulatory region sequence-specific DNA binding; DNA-binding transcription factor activity, RNA polymerase II-specific
Source: RefSeq, a predicted model, not a curated record